Messenger RNA from Vombatus ursinus (common wombat), 3413 nucleotides. RefSeq names its product hydroxyacid oxidase 1 (gene HAO1). The transcript has 8 exons. The record is from RefSeq and is a predicted model, not a curated record. The coding region runs from base 244 to 1200 and encodes 318 amino acids. Gene Ontology annotation, molecular function: oxidoreductase activity; FMN binding. NCBI's taxonomy places the organism in Eukaryota, Metazoa, Chordata, Mammalia, Diprotodontia, Vombatidae.
UAUUGCUAUGGCUCGUUGAUGCAGACAAAGUGCCCUUUUCAAUCAUCACUCUCUUGAGUCUUUUGUGGCUUUCUCAGAACUGAAGGGUCAUUGAUGGAAGGCAAUUCUAGAGAGUAGACAUUUAAGAAUACAACCUAUGGUUACAAAGAAUUAUGAAACUCUCCUACCACAUUACCUGGGGCCUUUUGCAGUGGAUAUGGUUUUCUCAUUCUUCUAAAUAACAGAUGGAAACUAUAUCCCCGGAUGCUCCGGAAUGUUGCUAAAGUAGAUCUGACCACCUCUGUUUUGGGACAGAGGAUCAGCAUGCCUAUAUGUGUUUCACCCACAGCCAUGCAAUGCAUGGCUCAUGUGGAUGGAGAGAUUGCUACUGUGAGAGCAUGCCAUUCUGUGGGAACAGGUAUGAUGCUAAGCACCUGGGCGACCUCCUCCAUUGAAGAAGUAGCCCAGGCUGCCCCUGAGGGCACUCGCUGGCUGCAGCUGUACAUCUACAAAGACCGGGAGGUCACCAAACAGCUUGUGGAGAGGGCUGAGAGGAACAGCUACAAGGGCAUUUUUCUGACUGUAGACACUCCUUACCUGGGCAACCGCUUUGAUGAUGUGCGCAACAGGUUCCAAUUACCACCACAUCUCAGGAUGAAAAAUUUUCAAACCAACGAUUUGGCCUUUUCUUCUGAGGAGGGUUAUGGAGACAACAGCGGCCUGGCAGAAUACACAGCGAAUGCAAUUGAUUCAUCAAUUAACUGGAAGGAUAUUACCUGGCUGAAGAAAUUGACAACCCUCCCAAUUGUUGCCAAAGGCAUCCUCCGAGCUGAUGAUGCCAGGGAAGCCGUGGAAUAUGGUGUCAAUGGGAUAUUGGUGUCCAAUCAUGGUGCUCGCCAACUGGAUGGAGUGCCUGCCACUAUUGAUGUCCUGCCUGAAAUUGUAGAGGCUGUGGAGGGAAAGGUGGAGGUGUUCUUGGAUGGGGGUGUACGUAAAGGAACGGAUGUGCUGAAAGCCCUUGCUCUUGGGGCCAAGGCUGUAUUUGUGGGGAGACCCAUCAUCUGGGGAUUGGCUUAUCAGGGGGAGAAAGGAGUGAAGGAGGUUCUGGAAAUGCUGCGAGAAGAAUUCCGGUUGGCCAUGGCUCUUACUGGGUGCCGGAAUGUAAAAGACAUUGACAAGACAUUGGUGAGGACAAAUCCAUUGGUUGUUUCCAAGAUCUGACAGUGCACACUAUUUUCUCAUCUGUAUUCUUUCUUUCAGCAUGUGUUUCUUGACAAAGAGACACUGUGCAGAGGGUGACCAUACUCUGUAAUUUUGAGUCACCAUACAAAGAGCGUCGUUCUUCCCCAACAAAAUAGAAACCCCUUUGAGUUCACUGCUAUUGACUUUUCAAUGGAUGUCCCAGGAUCAUUUAAAAAAAAUGCACUUGCAUCCUAGGAAUAUAUUAGCUGUUAAAAAAGAAAAUAUUGAAAAUGAGUUUAAACAACUCAAUUCUCUAAAAAGGUAAAAAAAAUAUACUUUGGCAAAACUUGGGGCCCACUACUGACAAACAAAUGACUGAACGGAGGUGUUCUCUUAAUCAAAUUGGUGGAGAUAGCCUAAAAAUUGUGUCUCUUAAGAUUGAGGUCAUGGGCUUAAGGACAGAUUGGAGGCAGGGCUGUGAAACUGACUUGAGGAAUAAGAAGCAGGCUUUGCAUUAUUUGGGAGUGUGUCACUUGAUGAUAUAUGAUAAGCAGUUUACUUGUUUUACAACUGAAACCCUCUCUUGUCCAUGGUCUAUUUCCCUUUUGUCCCUUCUGGGUACUAAAGAUCUAUAUUACCCUAAUUCCUUUGAUCUUUUCUGAUGACUUCUUCACCUCUGUUAUUUUCUUAUUUUCUAAAUCAUCUAUUACUAUUACAGUCUUGGGUGAUGCCCACAAAAUCUCCAGACUAGAAGGGUUGUUAGAAGCCAUCCAGUCAAUGUUGUCCAAGGAUAGGAAUAUCUUCUACAGUAUUUUUGACAAGUGGUCAUCUGGGUUCAGUUUGAAAGUGUACUAAAGAAAAGCUCAUUACGUCUCAAAAUUAUGAGAAGGUUGGAUUUUUUUCUCCUGAGAAAAGUCACUUAACUACCUUAGCUCCAGUCUCCCAAGGGUUAAAGAACCCUUUGCAGUAUAGCAAAAUGAAAAUGUUGGAGGAUUAAUCACUGCCUGAAAAUACCACACAUUUUGUAGAUCUUUCCUCUACUUUUCAAAUUGGGAUGACCCCAUUUAUUACUCUAGCCUUAUAAAAUUCACUAGCGUAAAGAUUUACUAUACCUGAUUUUUUUUUAAAGUAACUAUACCUACAGAAUUUUGUUUUCAAGUGUGUAGAGCAAAUACUGUAGUUACACUAUUGGAUUUGAAUCAGAGGAUUUUUUUCCUUUUUUUAAAGCUGAAAGGGACCUUAUAGAGUAACCCCCUCAUUUUAUGUAUGAGGAAACUGAGGCCUGGGAAAAUUAUGUAACUUACUAAGGUCACACAAAUAGGAAUCAACAGACCUCAGAUCAUACCAAUUCAUUUUUUAAAUUAGUUCUGGAGUCAAUCAACAUCAAUAAAUCAAUCAUCCCAAAGGCAUUUAUUGGGUCCCUACUAUAUACUAACUAUGCUGUAUAUAAAAGUAUCCAGUGUGGUGCCUAUGUCACAAAGAUUUAAUUUUUUACUAAAUAAUACAUAUAAUUUUAAUGCCUAAAACCUUAGGGAUUAUCUAGUUCAAUGCGCUCUUUGGGUAAAUGAGAAAAUAAAGAGAUUAAGUGACUGGUCCAAGGUGUCUUAGCUUAUAGGUGGCAAAGCCACCUCUUGUCUAGCAGACCAGAGCUUUACUCCACUACCUCCCUUGUCUAGACUAGAUCUAACCAAAGAAUAAGUUAUUUCUUGGGAACUUGUCCAGAAGGAUCAGAAAACCUCUUCAAAAUUAUAUAAAUGGAGAACUAAGAGCAGAGCUCAUGAAAUGUGAGUUUCUCUUCUUUUGUUUAGCCCAAAGAAGCAUUCUUCCAUUUCCUUGAGGAUUCUAUGUCAAUGUGGAUUUUCACAGAAAUUUUCAGGGUAAGACUACAUCCACAGGGUAAUGCUGGUAAAUGUUUAACAAUUGGAUCUCUGGAAGAAAAAAAAAAGUGUGCACAGCACACCCAAGUGCAAUCUUUUGUAAUUAAUAUAGUUCCAUAAUAACUCUAUCACUUUCUUGUGUGUAGAUAACUAAACAGUAAAUCAAGUCUGAUUUGUAGCAUUUGCCAUUUUCAAGGUGUAAAUGAUCACACUGAAAAUUUAACAACUGGCUCUCUCAAGACAAUCUGAGAUGGCUCUAACAUACCUAGUGUGUACCCAUUUCUAUUAUAGACGUUUUCAUGAAAAAAUCAUAUAGUGACCUGAGCAGGUAUGAAGAAUAUGGAGAAGUGAAAAUAAAACACAAUGAUAUCUCUA